AUGGAGGAGCUGAUCACCUUUCAGCGUGUUGUAGAUGUUGGCUCCCAGGGGCAGCUGGAGCAGCGGGAUGGAGCUCUGCUGCUGGCUGGGGGGAAAAGAGCUCUCCACCUCACUCCGAUGCCCACUAGGACUCAGAUUGCAGGUCCAUGGAGGGUACGGUCACUGCUGGAGGCCCCGCUGGAGUCUGAACCAAGAGAGGUUUUUGGAAAACCUUGGGCACAGAAAAACAGCGUGGGCCCUCAGCAGUGUGGUUUCAGUGAGACCCUGCUGCUGGUUGGGGGAGAGGCCAACAGUAGCCGUGCAAGAUCUGCUCCAACAUCACUCCCCCACCACAACCUCAGAUCUUCAGACACCAACCUACUGACCCCCACCAGGACCAAGCACCGCACCGUUGGUGACAGAGCCUUCUCCACUGCUGCCCCGACCCUCUGGACCUCCUCCCUACUCACAGCCGCAAUUCAGACUCACUCCACGCCUUCAAAAACUGAGAUGGAUACUACAAUUUAUGAUUACUCAUACGGUGGGACGGACAAUGUGACGGACGAUGGGCUGGAACCUGAAGGUCCUUGUGAUUUGAACAGUGUCAACUCCCUGGGAGCUGGGCUGUCCAUCCUCUUCUACUUCAUGUUCCUCUUCAGUCUCUUUGGCAAUGGGCUGGUCCUGUUCAUCAUCCAUCGGUUUGAGAAGCUGACCACUGUGACCAACAUCUUGCUGCUGAACCUGGUGUUUUCCUCCGUGUUCUUCAUGUGCAGCCUUCCUUUCUGGGCAGUCUACAGUCAGAGCACCAAUUGGAUCUUUGGGGCGGCCAUGUGCAAGAUUGUUGGCAGCGUCUACUACCUGGGCUUCUACAGUUCUGUCCUCUUUCUAACUCUUUUGACCUUCGACCGACACGUUGCAGUUGUAUACUCCUUGGGCGCAUGGCAAGUGAGAAACCAAAGGUAUGCAGUGAUCUCCUGCGCUGUGGUGUGGCUGGUCAGUGCCUUGGCAUGCAUCAGGCCCAUGAUUCUCCACAACACUUUUACGUACAACGUACUUAACAAAACAUACUGUCAGGAAUAUCCUGGUAACCUAGGUAAUAUUAAUGUGCCGCUGCUGAAACAAUCUGGAUUUUACCUCCAGCUUAUCCUCUUUUUGAUCUUUCCUCUGGCUGUUAUUAUCUACUGCUACCUUAGGAUUGCUAUCACUGUCAUGUCAUCCAAGAUAGUUAACAAGUUCAAGACAGUCAGGCUAGUAUUUGUCAUUGUUGUGAUUUUUUUCAUUUGUUGGACCCCAUUCAACAUUAUAGAGCUGAUUCGCGACAGACCCAGCGACUGUGAGGGAUUGAAGAGGGUGCGUUAUGCUCUUGAAGUCACUCGUAUCAUGGCAUACACUUACUUUUGCAUCAGUCCCAUCUUCUACACAUUUGUUGGGAAAAAAUUCCAGAGCUAUUUCAAACAACUGCUGGUGAAACGUUUCCCAGGUUUGAAGAAACAUAUUACUGUCAGUCAAGAAAUUGGAACCAAUAUGUCCACAAAAAGUACAAAAAAAUGAGCUUUAGAAAUGGCAAGCCCUUUGUUUCUCAGGACUGAUGGUGUUUCAAAUACAACUGAAGAAAGUAAUCAAUUUGGAGCAUGUUUUUAAAGUUAGUUGUCAAAGUCUAGUCCAAUUUAACUCCAAAUUAAGCUCCUGUCACCUCUUUAUUUGUAUUCAUGGCACAUGUAAAUGUAGACUAGAGAGCAAGUUUAGCUGAGCUAUCGGAAGACAUGGUUCCCUACAGAAAAACACACCAGUCCUGUUCUGAGGACAGAUCCUUUUUGCCUUUUCAAAGACUCAGGGUACAAGUUUCUUUCCCUAAUUUCUUGCAGCUUCAUGCUCCAAUGAGCUGUAAAGCUUGAUCUUUUUCAGUUUACACUGCAGUAUUUCAUGAACAUAUUGGUACUGAUCCAUUAGUGAUGUGCCAAUGAAGCCUCAUGAACCCUUGUCUUUAUUUUCUAUCCAUCUAGUCAGCUCAGAAAAUAAAGUAAAUGGCUAAUGAGGCUGCAUUGUCACAUCACUACGAAUAGUUUUGUUGUAACUUCUUGCCCUCUCAUGGUCAAAGGCUGAUUAAUGAGGCUCAAGUGAGAUAUUGAUAUCGGAGGGAUUUUUAAACCCCAAAUUAGACUCAGCAAUGAUUUUAUUAAUAAAACAUUGUUGCCGUGGUUGGUCCAAGUUAGCUGCUUGGUGCUUUGCACUGAGGUUUACUGGGCCAAUCAUUUAUUUGUCAUAUGCUUCUUCAUGUUUCAUGUUCACAAAGCUACUGAAACUUUUGUUGGAUUACCAGGUGGCAACCUCCCUGUCGGAGCAAUGAAGCAAACACAGACGUGCCUUAAGCCUUCAAUCUUUCAAAAAUCCAACAGGGGUCGCCAACAAAAGAACUGCGGUUCUAUCUGUCUCAAUAGAAAAUGAGACAACUUCUCACUUGAUUUAUUACUUCUGCAGAAGUUAAUCCGGCAACAUCAUGGUCUCAAUCGCUGGUUUUCAUCAAGAAAAUAUGAUGUUAAUUGUGUAAAUAAUGGUUAUUUUUGACUGACAGGUCGAUAACACGUAGCAAAACAAUGUUUAUCCAUGGCCUGUGUACAUUUAAAAAGCGGUGAACUUUUUUGCCGUGUUUUCAUCUUUGACCCUUUCACAGUGUGUUUUCAUUUCAUGAAAGUUUAUUUGAACAUUUCAUUCAUUUAAAGAUGUCUUGUUCAGUGUUCGGUUGUACUUAAAGACACUCCAAGGAGUUGUCUGUUUUUCCAGUAAGUAACAUACACCCGUCCUGGCGCCUCCCCAGUCCAAAUAUGGUCUCUCCCGGUUUCAAAAAGCAAAGAUGGUGAUGGGCGUAAAGCAAAAUGGCAACCGCCGUAACUCCCAACUCGUUGCUUCAAACGGGCAGUCCACAAACCAAUGGGUGACGUCUAGUGAAGUGACAACGAAGCUUCAUGAAACAUUUUCUUUAUUUCCAC
Molecule: messenger RNA, 2966 nt
Organism: Centropristis striata (black sea bass)
Lineage: Eukaryota; Metazoa; Chordata; Actinopteri; Perciformes; Serranidae
Product: C-C chemokine receptor type 1-like
Exons: 6
Coding region: 1-1530 (509 amino acids)
Biological process (GO): immune response; chemotaxis; G protein-coupled receptor signaling pathway
Cellular component (GO): membrane
Molecular function (GO): chemokine receptor activity
Source: RefSeq, a predicted model, not a curated record